AUGAAAGACACGGGAGAUGAGACGGCGGGCUCAGACAUAGGGCUGCAUGGCCAGAAGCCUGCCUUGCAGGUCAUCUGUCUUGGCCACAGUGGAGGUCCAAGCGAAGAGAAUGUCACCAGUUUCCUCGUGCGAUCUGUGGGAAGCGAAUGGGCCAGAGGGUCGCUGCUAGCUGUUGACGCUGGCUCGCAUCUUGCGCCUAUAACGAGGAUACUGGAGCAGAGCUUCCCAAGAGUUAGUCGAAAUAGGAGUGGGACAGACUCGAACGGGAGCUAUGAAUCGAAUGGGAAUGGGGAUGUUUCGCCGACUUCGCCAGACGAGGAGACGCCGAAGCCAGAACCAAAGACACUCAGUGCGGGUCCAUUUGCUGGACUGAAGUUCCCCAACGAGUCGGCGCGAGCGAAUGCGCUCCAUGUCUUGCGAACGUAUGUCUCGACCUAUCUGAUCACUCAUCCACAUUUGGACCAUCUGUCGGGAUUCGCGAUCAAUACGGCUGCCUUUCACGCCACGUCUCGGCCAAAGACACUAGCUGCCUUACCGAGCACCGUCAAUGCGAUCAAGGAGCACAUCUUCAACGAUAUAAUAUGGCCGAACCUGACAGAUGAAGACGGUGGAGUGGGGUUUGUGACGUUUCAGCGUCUAAAAGAAGGAGGAGAUGUAAUGGUCGGUGAAGGUGAGGGAAGAGGCUACAUCGAUGUUUGCGACGGCUUGGGAGUGCGAGCAUUCAAGGUCUCGCAUGGAACUUGUACCAAAGGACCCCCGACCCACCAUCACAGAGGCAGCAUCGCUGGUAUCUCGGAUUCACAGCCACCUCCGUACAAUGGCUCGAUCCAAGGGACUUCACAAGACCUGAGCGCGACCAACAUGAAUCGCUCGCUGUCAAUAUCGCAGUUACACUCGACGCCAGGGACACCAGGCGGUCAACGACCGAGCUUUCACACCAACCAUGCUUCGCCGCUUGUCGCAUCGAGUGACCCCUGCGUUGUCGACAGUACCGCCUUCUUCCUUCGAGAUGAAUUCACACAGCGGGAAGUUCUCAUUUUUGGGGAUGUCGAGCCAGAUUCGAUUUCGCUAACCCCGCGAAACAAGAUCAUCUGGCAAGAGGCCGCAAGGAAGAUCGCACACGGCAUGCUAGGCGGUGUCUUCAUCGAGUGCAGCUACGAUGAUAGCCAAGCAGAUACUCUCCUGUUCGGCCACCUGAACCCGAGGCAUCUGAUAGCUGAGUUGCAAGAACUGGGAAGGCAAGUCGCGGAUGCAAAGGCGACACGAGAAGCUGAGAGGGCAACGAAGAAGAGGAAACGAUCUGGUCCCAAUGGGCUGGAUAACUUCACACGAAAUGCAGUCGCACUGCCAGAAAGCGAGCGCAAACGCAGUCGAAGUCUGGCGAACAGGACAGCCUUGGAAGACGAGCGACGGCGCAGCAGUGCUCCAGAGCACAACAUGCCUGGGUUAACGGUCCCGCCAACAUCAACACCGCCACCUGGAGACGUCAACAAUCUCUACGAAUUCCAUCCUGAUCUCGUACGAAUGGACGACCUAACAGCCUCACCGCGCACCGUGUCCUUCCCGCGAGAAGGAUCUGGCGGUAGCACAUCCACAACCCACCAAGGAAACACCAGCAAUCACACCAGCACGAACGAACUGCCUCUCAGCGGCCUUCGCGUAAUUAUAAUACACAUCAAAGACACGCUAAAGGAUGGACCGCACGUGAGCGAGAAUAUCCUCGCGCAGCUCAAUGAGUACGAAGCACGACUUCGAGAGGAAGGCAUGGGACUAGGCUGUGAGUUUGUGAUCUCCCAGAGCGGUGAGAGUUAUUGGUUUUGA
Molecule: messenger RNA, 1821 nt
Organism: Zasmidium cellare ATCC 36951
Lineage: Eukaryota; Fungi; Ascomycota; Dothideomycetes; Mycosphaerellales; Mycosphaerellaceae
Exons: 1
Coding region: 1-1821 (606 amino acids)
Biological process (GO): cGMP catabolic process; negative regulation of glucose mediated signaling pathway; cAMP catabolic process
Molecular function (GO): 3',5'-cyclic-AMP phosphodiesterase activity; 3',5'-cyclic-GMP phosphodiesterase activity
Source: RefSeq, a predicted model, not a curated record